Molecule: messenger RNA, 2304 nt
Organism: Symsagittifera roscoffensis
Lineage: Eukaryota; Metazoa; Xenacoelomorpha; Acoela; Convolutidae
Exons: 3
Coding region: 209-2077 (622 amino acids)
Cellular component (GO): ciliary base; sperm flagellum; acrosomal vesicle
Source: RefSeq, a predicted model, not a curated record
UCAUUAUAACAUGUAAAUAACAAAACGCUGUUUUUUAAUUGUAUAAACUCAAAAAAUGCACUUUCGUAAUAUGAAAGAUUUGAACGUUGCUUGGACACUGUUGUGGCAAAGAGAAUACUAAAACAUUAUACGCUUUAUUGGAUUAAAAGUUACUGCUGUUGAGUUUUUACUUCGAUAAAGUGAGAUGCUAUCGAGUUGUAUUUGAGAGAUGUUAGCACAACUUGAAGCCUCAAUUGCCGAUAUCGAUGAUCGGUAUUACCGAUUUUUCCAUCAGCAACGAUCAUUCGCCGAGGCACUCACGAAUGCGCGCAGUGGCCUGUAUGUCCCGGAAGCAGUCAAGAGCUUGAAUGAAGUGAGUCAAUUUCUGAACAGUGGAAAGUUAGAGCGUAGCAAUGAUGUCCGAAUCGUGGAAAACUUCCUGGUGAUGUGCGAUGACUUGGAAGGUCUUCGGAAAGACAUGAAACGAUAUCUGAUCGACUGUCUGGAGAUAAAACCAGAUCUGAAGCACCUGAAACAGACUAAAAAUCUGAUGCACUCUAUGAACAAGUGGAGAACAAUGCUUGACCCUGAGUUCGAUUUCUCGGAACUGAGAGCAAAAUGGCCGCAUUACAACGUCCAAAAACUGAGUUCAGUCGAGGCGAAACUUCUUUACGCUGGAAUUGUAUCCUUCCUGCCUAUUUUGAUCGACACCGUCAAAAUAGCUUUCAAAUACCUGAAACUGAUCGACAAAAAAUCAGUUUGGAAUCAAAACCUAAAGCAAGACGAUCAGAGUUUCCAAGAAAUAACAGCAAGAACAGAUGCGAGUUCUCAUCUAUCCAACACACUUGCAUGUUCCAGACAGUCUUCAAGAACCCACACCACCAACACCCUGGAAAAUGGGACUCUGGAUGGAGAACUGGAGGUGCAGAUGGAUCAAACAAGCCGCCCUGUGACUGUAGCGUCAGUUUCUCACAAGUCUGGCUCCCAUAAGGUGUCCGUACCACUUUCUAGAAAGUCAUCAGACCGAGCGAGCAAAACUGCUUCUUCAGCUCGCAGUGGAUACUUUAGCACGAGCGUCAGACAAAGCAGGCCGAGCUCAAGAGUGGAACUGGCCAGGUCAAGGCUUUCAGCGAAGUCGGGCUCUGGAAUGGCGUGCAUUGAUAUUUUGGUCGAUGAGGGAGUGGCGCAUGGCGAAGCAGAAGUCACGACUCCCAAACCAUCUCGCGGAGUAAUUCGCAAGUCUUGCCGGCUUUCCGCCACCCCUGCCUUCGACAGCAAAACACCACUGAGCACCCUGAGACAAAGACUGAAAUCGAACCCCAGUGACAUUUCAGUCAUCCAAGAGAAACUGAGAUCGCUGUAUUCGAACAGUGAACAUGGUACAAGAAGUAUUCCAGAUUUCGGGGUUCAAGUGGUGAACAAAACCCCCCCGCCAAGGCAAACGGCAAGAAGUGGAUCGAGAGGUGAAUCUGCAGCAUGGAAAAAGAGUGAGAUAAGGUUUACACCGCCAACUACUCGGAAUCGGCCAGUCGGGAGCUGGGGAACAUUGUCUGCAAUGUCUGUUGUGAACAGUGGUCGCGGCGGCGGCGGCGGCGGCGGCGGCCAUGAUGAGGCACAGGAACAGGAAGUUGAUUUUGUCCACAGAUGGCCCUCUAAAGAUAACCUCCAUGGACAUAUGAGUAGGACGCCAUCAAAAGAUGAGAAAAAAUCAGGUUCUGAUCCCGUGUCUGAAUUGAAAACAGAAACAACCAAGAAUGGUGCCAGAAGUAAUCAGAUGAGUUGCAAACGAAGAACUACAGCCUUGUCAUCUCAGCACCUGUCACAACUCUUAGGCCUCCCCAUCAAGUCCAGAAGUGAAUCCGGGGCGCUUCUCAAACAAGUAGAAGCAAAAAAUGAGCAAAAGCAAAAGAGUGAGGCUAUUUGCUCUUCAAUUAUGAGUCUGAAGAGUAAAUUGGCGGCGGCGGCGGCGGCGGUGGAUGAGAAAGACCGAGACGUACUGCUUCUUUCUCCUACAGGCGGAAGUUUUCACAGCAACAGCACUUCACAUAAGUUGACUGUUCCUCGAACAAGAGGAACGGAUAGAAUGUGGCAACCUUGAUUCGUUUGUUAAAAAUGAACGAGCACAUGUAUCAAAAAUAUGACAAGGUUGUACAAACAUUUCGACGACAUUAGUAAAUCAUUACGUGAUUUCAAGACUAUUUUCAAAUUAAAGUUUAUGAUUUGAAGUUUAGAGAGCAAGGUUCACUAUUGAGCUGAUUAUCAUGUUUUAGUUUUUUGAUAUGUCUAAAAGUGAUUGCUACACAAUUACAAACGUACAUAAAUUCA